Molecule: messenger RNA, 2367 nt
Organism: Anoplopoma fimbria (sablefish)
Lineage: Eukaryota; Metazoa; Chordata; Actinopteri; Perciformes; Anoplopomatidae
Gene: tbx3a
Product: T-box transcription factor 3a
Exons: 7
Coding region: 1-2163 (720 amino acids)
Biological process (GO): positive regulation of DNA-templated transcription; heart looping; cell fate specification
Cellular component (GO): nucleus
Molecular function (GO): DNA-binding transcription factor activity, RNA polymerase II-specific; RNA polymerase II cis-regulatory region sequence-specific DNA binding
Source: RefSeq, a predicted model, not a curated record
AUGAACUUCCUGAUGAGAGACCCAGUCAUACAGGGAUCAAGUAUGGCAUAUCAUCCGUUUUUACCUCACCGGGGUCCGGAAUUUGCCAUGAGUGCAAUGCUGGGUCACCAACCUCCCUUCUUCCCGGCUCUGGCUCUCCCUCACGGCGGCUCCCUCUCCCUGCCGGGCGCCCUGGGAAAGCCAAUCAUGGACCAGCUGAUGGGAGCCGCGGAGACCGGGCUCCACUUCUCCUCGCUGGGGCACCAGGCUGCGGCCGCCCACCUCAGGCCUAUGAAGACUCUGGAGCCCGAGGAAGAGGUGGAAGACGACCCCAAAGUUCACCUGGAAGCCAAGGAGCUUUGGGAACUCUUCCACAAGAGAGGCACCGAGAUGGUGAUCACAAAAUCCGGAAGGCGGAUGUUCCCCCCGUUCAAAGUGAGGUGCACUGGUCUGGACAAAAAGGCCAAAUAUAUUCUCUUGAUGGAUAUUGUUGCAGCCGACGACUGUAGAUACAAAUUUCAUAACUCCCGCUGGAUGGUGGCAGGGAAGGCCGACCCCGAAAUGCCAAAGAGGAUGUACAUUCACCCGGACAGUCCAGCUACUGGUGAACAGUGGAUGUCAAAAGUCGUCAAUUUUCACAAACUCAAGCUGACAAAUAACAUAUCCGACAAGCAUGGAUUUGUAAGUUCAACUAAUACCAUACUUAACUCGAUGCACAAAUAUCAGCCUCGAUUUCACAUCGUGAGGGCCAACGAUAUUCUCAAACUCCCGUACAGUACCUUCAGGACUUACGUUUUUCCUGAAACGGAUUUCAUUGCCGUGACUGCUUAUCAAAAUGACAAGAUAACCCAGCUGAAAAUUGACCAUAAUCCAUUUGCAAAAGGAUUCCGUGACACGGGCAAUGGAAGACGGGAAAAGAGGAAACAGCUGGCUCUGCAAUCCAUGCGUUCAUACGAGGAGCAGCAGAAAAAGGAGAACGGGGCUUCAGACGACUCCUCUGGAGAGCAGGCUUCCUUUAAGUGCUUCGGCCAGGCCUCGUCCCCUGCCGUGUCUACCGCGGGCCCCCCACACAUGAAAGAUUUCUGCGACAGCGAUGAGGACAGCGACGAUGAGAGCAAAGAUGGACACAUCAAAGACGGUCCGGACUCCAGCAAGAUUUCCACGACUACCAAGGACGGGAAGGAUCACGAGGCGAGCCCAGCCAAGGGGCACCACCCGUUCAGUAACACUGAGUCUGCCGGCAGGACCCGCGACAGCGGUCCUAGGACUGAGAAAAGCCUGGCAGACUCCCGGCAGAGCCCCAUCACCGUCAUCUCCAGCACCACCCGCUCUGGAGAAGACCUCAAGAGCCCGAGUCUAGAACAACCCAAAACGGACGAGUGCAGGUCAAUAAGCAAAGACAGUUUCAUGCCUUUGACUGUUCAGACUGACAGCCCGCACAUGGGCCACGGCCACAUGGCCAAUUUUGGAUUUCCAACAGGCCUAACAGGACAACAGUUUUUCAAUCACCUUGGGAGUGCGCAUCCGUUUCUCUUGCACCCAAGUCAGUUCAACAUGGGAGGCGCGUUCUCAAACAUGGCGGGCAUGGGGCCACUAUUGGCUGCCGUGUCCUCGGGCGGGGUGAGCACCAUGGACACGACGAGCAUGGCAUCGCCUUCGCAAAGCUUGACGGGAGCGCCAGGCCUGCCCUUCCAUCUGCAACAACAUGUCUUGGCAUCACAGGGCCUCGCCAUGUCUCCGUUCGGCGGUCUGUUCCCCUACCCGUACACCUACAUGGCAGCAGCCGCAGCGGCCUCCUCCGCCGCCGCCGCCGCCGCCUCCUCCGCGGUGCACCGGCACCCCUUCCUGAACGCAGUGCGACCCCGACUCAGGUACAGCCCUUACUCCCUCCCGAUGACGGUACCGGACAGCACGCUGCUCACCACCGCGAUGCCCCCCAUGGCCGGCAGCGGAACCGAGCUGAAGGUGGACGGCCUGAUCCCGGCCAGCCCAGCGUCCGGCGGCGUCGCCCUGGACUCCACGUCGGAGGUGAACAGUCACUCGUCCACCGUGUCCUCCGGCUCGGUGACUUUGUCCCCAAAAACUUGCACGGAGAAGGACGCGGCCAACGAGCUGCAGAGCAUCCAGCGGCUGGUCAGCGGGCUCGACUCGAGUCUGGACGGGCCACGGAGCGGCUCCCCAUAGGGUCUCCCUUUUUUUCCCCUUCUUCAUUUUUUUUUCUUUUUUUUUUUUUUUUUAAAAACACACCACCUGCUUCUCGUUUCGUUGUUGUCAUGAAAAGUGAAAAGGUGUGGACGGUGAUGAAGACAUUAACAGUAGGAGGACACACCCGUAGAUCCAUGCAGGUUUUAAAAAGACAAAAAAAAACUAAAAAAAACUAAAAAAAAA